CUAUAAAUAAGCAAAACAUCAUGGCAGUGGACAGCUACAUCAAGCACAUGUUUGGGCCUGGAGCCGACAACUUCGUCCAGUCCAAGGUUUUACUUGUCGGAGCUGGCGGAAUAGGGUGUGAACUACUCAAAAACCUAAUUAUGAUGAACAUCGGUGAAAUUCACGUUUUAGAUUUGGAUACGAUUGAUUUGUCUAACUUAAACAGACAGUUUUUAUUUCGUCACAAAGAUAUCAAAGAAUCUAAAUCGAAAACGGCCAUAAAGGCUGUUGAGUUUUUCAACUACACAUCCAAGCUCGUAUCCUAUCAUGGCAGUGUGCUGGAUAAAACCAUGUUCCCGUUAUCUUUUUUCCAACAGUUCAGCGUCAUCUACAACGCCUUGGAUAACUUAGAAGCAAGGUUUUACGUGAACCGAAUUUGUCUCUAUCUCAGUAUACCACUUUACGAAAGCGGAACCACAGGUUUGAAAGGACAAGUGCAACCUAUAUACCCAUACAUCAGUGAAUGCUUCCACUGUGUUCCCAAGGAAACUCCUAAAACUUUCCCGGUUUGUACUAUUCGAUCUACCCCGUCGAAACCGGUUCACUGCAUCACCUGGGCCAAAGAUUUCUUGUUCUCACAGCUUUUCGGGGAAGGAAGUCCGGAAGAUGUGCCAACCCCAGAUGCCUCUGAAUUCACAAGCAAGGGAGAAGCAGAGGCUUCUGCUAAUGAGAUAAAUGAGCUUUCUGAUUUGAGAAAAUUGGUUGAUUUCUCUAAAGCCGGGGAUCAUGAUUUUGCAGUCGAAGUAUUCAAUAAAAUCUUCAUCACUGAUAUAGAACGUCUUUUGAAGAUAGAGGAUUUAUGGAGAUCAAGAGAAAAGCCAUCCGUUUCCAAGCUGGGAGAUUACGAGCAAUAUUUAGCAUCCUCUGAGGAUGCAACCAAAAACAGAAUAUACGAACCUGACGCUUCAGAACAAUCCAAUGUUGAAAGCAUCAUCAAGACCUAUGUUGUGUCCUGUUUGAGGUUAGCGGAUCGUCUACGCAGUGGUGAAAAGUUAGAGUUUGACAAAGAUGAUGUUGAUACGUUAAGAUUUGUGAUGGCCACAUCCAAUAUCAGGUCACUUAUUUUCCAUAUUCCUAUCAAAUCUGAAUUUGAUGUCAAGCAAAUUGCUGGUAAUAUAAUUCCCGCAGUGGCUACCAUGAAUGCAAUAAUGGCUGGUUUUUCUGCUCUUUCGAGUGUCAACUACUAUCUUGAAAAGACCAAUGAAGAAAGAGCUGCCAAGUCCAAAAUGCUCUUUGAUUCUUCCGCAACAGACAAAGUGGUCAACUCAUCCAAACUAGCAAAACCGAAUCCUUCAUGUAGUGCAUGUUCAAUUGUUAAAGGCACUGUAGAAUUAAAUUUGAAAGAACUUAAAUUGUCCGAUUUGAGAGAUUCCUUGAUUGAAAAAUACAAAUAUGAUGAUGAAGUUGAAAUCAUGACUUUAGAUGCGAGAUUGUUGUAUGACUUUGAUCUUGAAGAAAAUCUUGAAAAACCUUUGUCUGACUUUCUUGAAGAUGGUACGAUACUGCUCAUUAGUGACUCAGACGAACGUCUGGAUAUGAUAGAACUCUACAUCAUUGAUAACUUUGCAUCUUCCGGAAUAGAUCUUCCAAAUUUGACGAUACCUCCUAAAAGGGUUAUCGAAGAUGAUGGUGAGGAAGGAAACCUAGAUGAAGACGAAUUGAUUGAGGAUGGAUUAUUAGUUGAAGACAGGAAAGACGAAAAAUCAAAUGAUGGUAAUCAAAAUGUUAGUUCUGUUAUCAUUCUCGAGGACGAUAAUAUUGGCGAAGAACCUGCUGCCAAAAGGCAAAAAAUUAACUAAGGUGUAUUCUUUUAGUAUGUUUAAUCCAUUAUUAAAAUGUUGUGGUUUUACUACUUUACAUAAAAAAAAAUACGUAGCGGAAAUGAAAAAAGAAGAAAAAAAUUUAGAGAAAGACACCUAUUAUAUGU
Molecule: messenger RNA, 1966 nt
Organism: Pichia membranifaciens NRRL Y-2026
Lineage: Eukaryota; Fungi; Ascomycota; Pichiomycetes; Pichiales; Pichiaceae
Exons: 1
Coding region: 21-1838 (605 amino acids)
Biological process (GO): protein sumoylation
Cellular component (GO): cytoplasm; SUMO activating enzyme complex
Molecular function (GO): SUMO activating enzyme activity
Source: RefSeq, a predicted model, not a curated record